CCUUUCUCUGCUUAUCACAACUGCAGAAAUACGAAUGCGCCAAAGUACGUGUCAACAUGACGCAACAAGCCCACAACGAACGCCCGUACCGGUCCCAUCUCCGGCCAGCCUGUCUGGCAUGUCGCCGGCGAAAGUCGCGGUGCCAAUCGGAGCCCUCGUCUGAAACAUGUUUGAUGUGCCGGGCCCAUUGCACCGAUUGCGUGUUUCCUUCCGGCCCCAAUGGGUCUAAUCGGACUCCCGAUUCUGCUCGACGCCGAAGACAGACCCGGUCAACCGGCGGAGGUGCCACUCCGACCCGCCGUUGUCAGAACCCCGUGUCCGGAGCCGGAUCCGACAACUCAGUUCUUGGACACCCACCUCCGGAUAUACUCUCUGCCCCUAAUGCGCCAAAUAAAUCCCCUCCCCGCCUCGAGUGGGCAACCCAAGGCCAAGAGACCCUUGAGGAGGACGAAUCGCCGCUGGCGUUGGGUUCAGCCGACGAUCAGCAACACAAUCUACACAUUGUUGGACCGGCGGUAACGUCGGACAACCAAGUGCUGUCAGAUUACUUGUCCGCAAUGCCUGGAGCCACCCGAGGGUCUAGAUUGGUUAUUCCUGUGCCAGGAAACCGAUCCCAGCCGGUCCUAUUCACCAUGGUUCAGAAACGUCCACUAGGUUUGACCGUGAACCGAAGUACUUCUGCAGCGAAACUAGAGAUGAUUGUGAAAAUGCUGGAGCCUUACGAGGCCGACGUAAUUGAUGUCUAUUUUAACAAAGUCAACUCCUCAUUUCCUCUGCUAGAUGAAGCCUCAUUCCGCCUACAGUUCCAUGAAAAUAAAGAUCGCAUUUCACCAGCAUUAUUAGCUUGCUUGUAUGCACACUCUAUGACCUUCUGGGAGAGUUCGCCGGUAUUGUGUCGUCAUCGAUGCCCGGACAAGAGAUUCAUCUGGAACCUGGCAAAUGAGGCAACCUACUCGGAGCUUCACUUAUCACCAGGAAUGUCUAUAAUCGAAGCUAUUCUGUUAAACGUCGGCGGUCGUCCCACCACAUCCCUCAUUGGAAACGGAGUUCUCCUAGGCUCGGCAGUCGCCAUGGCACAUUCGCUUGGCCUGCACCACAACCCAAUGCCAUGGGAAAUACCAGGCUCUGAAAAGUAUCUACGAAUGAAGAUAUGGUGGGCCCUCUGGGUCCAUGACAAGUGGACGAGCCUCGCUCAUGGAACACCUCCUCACAUCUCAAGAACCCACUUUAAUGUACCAAAGCCGACCCUGGAGCAUCUUUGCCAACCAAACUCAACCGAUGACAAAAAGCAAAGGGCAUCCGUUUUUGUUGCUCUCGUGGGGCUCACCGAUGUUCUAGACUUAAAUCUCAGACACAUUUAUCACGUUGAACCAGGGGAACCUAGGAGCACAACACAUCUUGAGCUCGCUUUAAACAACUGGGUGGAGUCCUUGGACGAUGGAGUCCGCCGCAUCAUCAUCCGGGGUACCGACCUCGAGGUCCCCGGAGCUGCAAACUUACGACUCACUUAUCUUACCGUGCGACUUCUCCUUGAACGCAUCAAACUCGAAGCAGAUAAGCAAAUCUACGACACCGAAGACAACCGAUUAUUGAACCGCUACCUCCAAGCGCGAAGGACUUCGGAAGAGAUCCUCAUUCUUACUCAAGAGCUGCAACCUGAGCAGCUGGCUGACUUCUGGCUCCCGAGCUGCGCCUUCGCAUUCCCAGCCACGGUGAGCUUCUUGCUGAGGUGCGCUCUAGAAACUGAGAAUUCGCCAACUGGCCUGGCACAGAGCAGCUCUCUUCGAAUUGCAUCGAAUCUCAUUACUGCCCUGCAGUCGCACAAGGAGAAACAUUCUUGGGACCUCGGCGAAAUUUGCCUGGCACAGCAUGCCGAGAUUGUUGAGAAAUUGUUGGCCAUGGUCCCCACCGAGGAACCGGGUCUGGACGGCGGUCUGGACCUGCAAGACUUUAUCAUGCCCGACGUGUCUGUUAUCGACCAGUUCUUCCCGAGCCUAUGGGAUCCAUUGCAGAGCGCGUGGUAGGUUGAUGCGGUGAGAUAGGGCGUCGUAGUGCCCGCGGCCAAGUUUGCCGCGGGCACGCGACCGGCGACAAAGUAUAAGAGCAUGUGAAGAACUCAUAAUUUUCUUCCAUCA
This is a messenger RNA of Ilyonectria robusta, 2135 nucleotides long. RefSeq names its product fungal-specific transcription factor domain-containing protein. Gene Ontology annotation, biological process: DNA-templated transcription. The transcript is spliced from 3 exons. The coding region runs from base 57 to 2024 and encodes 655 amino acids. The record is from RefSeq and is a predicted model, not a curated record. Gene Ontology annotation, cellular component: nucleus. Lineage: Eukaryota; Fungi; Ascomycota; Sordariomycetes; Hypocreales; Nectriaceae. Gene Ontology annotation, molecular function: DNA-binding transcription factor activity, RNA polymerase II-specific; DNA binding; zinc ion binding.